AUGAGCGAAAAAGCGAAGGAAGAUACAGACAGGAAGCAGGGAAGUAGAAAAGGAGUCAAUUCGUUCGAAAUAACCUCUAAAGCAAAGCUGGCGAGAAAGAACGCAAACAAGGCUGAUGAUCAAGCUCAUGGGAAGAAAAUGGAAGAAAAGAAAGAAGCAAGCCAGAGGGAGACAAAAAAGAAUCCCAAUAAAACAGACGAAAAGCGGGGUCAAGAGUCGCCGUUUGGAAAAGCAGGCCAGAAACACAGUCGCGGCAAAGACGAGGAGAAUGUGGAUUCGAGCAAGAAAACAAAAGGACAACUCGGGAUCACCCAAAGAUCAGAACAUCACAAAGCAGACGCGCUGGCCCAACGGACGUCGAAUGGCCGCCUGCCGAAGAAAGGACAAACUGCGCAUGGGAAGGCGAUGCCAUGUUGGGUGGAUGGAAAGGUUGUCGAAGUCCUCAAUUCAAACAACAAUAGCCAGCAGGCCAAGGCUAGUCAAAGGGAUUCUCAGAUCGGGCUCAAGAGUAACAGUAGUGGAAAGAUCUGCGUGCACAAGGCGGACAACAUGUAUCGGGACUGA
Rhinocladiella mackenziei CBS 650.93 is the source of this 564-nucleotide messenger RNA. RefSeq lists its product as uncharacterized. NCBI's taxonomy places the organism in Eukaryota, Fungi, Ascomycota, Eurotiomycetes, Chaetothyriales, Herpotrichiellaceae. The transcript has 2 exons. The record is from RefSeq and is a predicted model, not a curated record. The coding region runs from base 1 to 564 and encodes 187 amino acids.